UCUACAGAUUUGUAAAUAAGCCAGUAAAAAUUACUACUUCAAUUAUGGAUUCUGACAAUAGUUAUAAGUUUUUAAAGAAGCGCCAUGUUGCUUUCUUACGUCGAUGUUUAUCCAUCCUUCCAUCCAGUACUGUGACUUACGACACUAGCAGAAUGACUGUGCUAUACUUUGCUCUUUCUGGACUUGAUGUGCUAGAUGCUCUGGAUGAUAUUCCUCAGACGGAAAUAAAAGAAAUAAUUGAAUGGAUCUACACUCUCCAACUCACAACUAAUGAUGGUUACAAGUAUGGUGGCUUUCGAGGAGGCCACUGCAUCAGCAACAUCUUCUGCUCUAACACAAAAAAUGAACUCUUAUCUCAAGAUGUUCAUGCUAUCUCUCAUAAUCAAGCUGUCUCUCGCAAAGAAUGCAAUAGUCACAACAGUGCAAAUGGCAAAGACAACUCUUUAGAAAUUAGAAUCAAUGAAGGGCAAAUUCCUGCAAAAAUUCUCCGGCAAUUUGCACCAGCUCGUCUUGAUAAUCCUCCACCUAUGCAGCUGCAUCAAAACUAUGAAAAAAUCCCCAUUAAGUCUCAGUCAUCUUCCAUGAAUAGUAGUGAACAAACUAGUUUUUCAAAACACAUAGAUCGAGAUUUAGACUCGGCUCACAUAACAAUGACUUACACAGCUUUAGCCUCUCUUGUGCUGCUGGGUGAUGAUUUAAGUAGAGUUGACAAGCCUGCUGUUUUGCGCCAUGUUUCUUCUCUCCAGUGUUCCAAUGGCAGCUUUCUGUCUAAUUCUGGUGGCAGUGAAAACGACCUUCGGUUUGUUUACUGCGCUGCUGUUGUCUGCUAUUUACUGGGUGACAUGACUGCCAUCGAUGUACCUGCAGCAUUACGUUAUGUUGCUGACUGUUUGGGUUAUGCCGGAUCCCUGGGACAAGGAGCCUUGCAGGAGAGCCACGGUGGUAGCACGUAUUGUGGGGUGGCUGCCUUGUACCUCUUUGGUGCCAUACAGCCUCUUGAUCUUUAUCUCGAUGACGCCCCCAGCAGGACAGUGACGACAACUUCGAGUGCCUUCAGUGAGAGAGAAAUUCGGGCUCUGGUGCGGUGGCUUGUGAUGAGGCAGGAGGAUGAGUCAGGACGGGUUUACACAGGCGAUGUUAAUGAGCUUGCUGGAGGCUUGCAGGGCCGCCCGAACAAACCAGCAGACACGUGCUACACCUUCUGGAUCGGUGCCGCGCUUAAAAUGCUUGGCUGUGAGGACUUGCUGGAGAAAAGAGCGCUGCAGCAGUUUGUGUUGAGCACUCAAGACCCCGUGACGGGUGGACUGGCCAAGUACAGCAACGGGCAAGUGGACGGCCUGCACACGUACUUGGGCAUCAGCGGACUUGCUGUCUUGGGCCUGCAGGACUUGAGGGAGGUGCACCCGGCAUUGAAUAUUACCAAGAGAGCGUACUUGCAUUGGCAAACAUUAAACAUGGACAAGCGGUAACUGGUAAUGACCGCUGGCUGGUCAUUACCAGUUACCGUAUAGAAGUAGUGAAGUUAUAGAAGUAAUGAGUUUCAUCGGUGUAGAGCACUGAAAAAUUUGUCACAAUACAAGGUACAGUAAGUAUGUAAGUACAGUUAUCAAAAAGUGUCCUUGCCUUGUUUUAUGAAAUAAUUAAAAUUGGUUAUUGGAAGCGGAACUACGUCUCCCAAUGAUACAGAUUUUGAGCCACUGUUUAAGAAUUCUUCACGUUCUGCAGAUUUUUAUAUAUUCUAAAUAGAUGUUUAUAUGAAAGACUUAACUGUGCCUUUUACAAUUGAAAUGCUUUCAACGUAUAUUUUUGACAUAAUUAACCCAUUUCACGAAAAGCAAUGGUCGCAUGCACGCCUACCAAAAGUAAGCAUCAUUGGGAAAGCCAAUGGACCGCUAAGUUGUGCCGUCAACUGAACUCAUGAGGUUUGAGUGCUAGUAGAUCGUUUGGACGAUUUCUUUUUUAGCAUCAACUGCUUGUUUUGUGCAGCUGGUGCAUGAUUCAAACCCAACAAAUAGCACUAUUUUAUAGCAUUGCAAGACGCAUUGUUAUGAUUAUUCAAUCGGCCAAUUAUCUCUUGUUCACCUACACAUGCAGACGAUAUUGUUGUGCUCGUUGUUUUUAAGUAGUGAACAAUCAAUAUGUUAAUUGAAUUUUGUGAGCGCAACUGUCGUCAGUAACCAUGGAGCAUCGAAUCUAACCGACAUCUACUUCGUUAUUAAGAUUUUGCAGAGUAAAUUUACCGCGAGUGCAGAAUCGACAUGCUCCUCCCUAUGCGCUUCAUUGUGAUACAAAUAUUCCUUUUAUUUAGAUAUUAGUGCAAUAGUGGUGACUUCAGUGUACUAUCAGUGGUGUUUGUAAGUUAAGAAUUCGUGGGAGGUACUGUACAGUUUAUAAACAUGGCCAUUAUUUUACGAGUAGUUGGAAUCCACACCAGAGAGAUUAAGAGGUCAUGGCAAGUCACUUAGUUAAGAGGCCAUGGCAAGUCAUCGUAAUGAAGUCACUCAUGCCUCGUGAUAUGGUCUUUGCUUACUCACUAAGCUCGUGUGGGAUCAAGCGCUUCAUAUCGGCCUCUGUGACGUCGGGAGCAGGAAAGUUACUUUUUCAAGCACAACUCAAAUUGGUAGAACUAAAUAGCUAACGUCAAUACAGUGAGCUGAUGUAUUGCACAACGUGAGGUUCCCUACAUUCAAUUUCAUGCUUUUAUUACAAGUUAAACACUUGCUACAAUUAACUCCAUUUGUAUUUAAAUGACGCAAACUCGCUGAAGAAGCUUUAACUGUUCCUGAUCAGUGUUUACAUUAAACGAAAAAUAGUCGUUCGAAAAUAUCACGAAAAGGGCAAAAUUAUAUAAAAAUCAUCAAAUAUAGAUUUAUUGGGGUU
Hyalella azteca is the source of this 2880-nucleotide messenger RNA. RefSeq names its product geranylgeranyl transferase type-1 subunit beta (gene betaggt-I). The record is from RefSeq and is a predicted model, not a curated record. The coding region runs from base 45 to 1469 and encodes 474 amino acids. Gene Ontology annotation, molecular function: CAAX-protein geranylgeranyltransferase activity. The transcript is spliced from 8 exons. Gene Ontology annotation, cellular component: CAAX-protein geranylgeranyltransferase complex. Gene Ontology annotation, biological process: protein geranylgeranylation. NCBI's taxonomy places the organism in Eukaryota, Metazoa, Arthropoda, Malacostraca, Amphipoda, Hyalellidae.